Diplodia corticola is the source of this 699-nucleotide messenger RNA. Its product is annotated as atp synthase subunit 5. Gene Ontology annotation, cellular component: membrane. Lineage: Eukaryota; Fungi; Ascomycota; Dothideomycetes; Botryosphaeriales; Botryosphaeriaceae. Gene Ontology annotation, molecular function: proton-transporting ATP synthase activity, rotational mechanism. The record is from RefSeq and is a predicted model, not a curated record. The coding region runs from base 1 to 699 and encodes 232 amino acids. The transcript is spliced from 4 exons. Gene Ontology annotation, biological process: proton motive force-driven mitochondrial ATP synthesis.
AUGUUCUCCGCCCGGGCUCUCUCUCGCGCUGCGCGUACCGCCGCUCCCCGCGUCGCGCGCCCUGCUGUCGCCCCUCGUGCCGUCGCUGCGAGGAGCUACGCCCAAGCUGCCGACACCAAGACCGUCAAGCCGCCCGUCGCCCUGUACGGCGUUGAUGGCACCUACGCCAACGCUCUGUACAUCGCCGCCGCCAAGAGCUCCACCCUCGACCCCGUCGCCAAGGCCCUCGACAACCUGGCCAACGUCUUCAAGAAGGACGAGAAGCUCACCGCGGUCCUGGGCGCCCCGACCCUGACUGUAUCCGACAAGAAGCAGAUCGUCGCCGAGCUGUCCAAGAUCGUCGGUUCUGCGGACAAGGACGGCGUCGUCAAGAACUUCCUCGAGACUCUUGCCGAGAACAACAGGCUCGGCCUGCUCCAACCCAUCACCGAGAAGUUCGCCCAGCUCAUGAGCGCCUCCCGCGGCGAGGUCGAGCUCAACAUCACCAGCGCUCAGCCUCUUGACAACAAGGUCCUCAACCGCCUCGAGGCCGCCGUCUCCAAGUCCCCCUACGCCCAGGGCAAGAAGCUCAAGGUCGUCCCCAAGGUCAACCCGGACAUUCGCGGCGGUCUCGUCGUCGAGAUUGGCGACAGGACCAUCGACCUUAGCGUGUCCGCCAAGCUGGCCCGCAUGAACAAGCUCCUCAGCGACCAGCUGUAA